Molecule: messenger RNA, 2532 nt
Organism: Macrosiphum euphorbiae (potato aphid)
Lineage: Eukaryota; Metazoa; Arthropoda; Insecta; Hemiptera; Aphididae
Source: the annotation of a GenBank genome assembly
AUGAUUCACAGCGGCGGCGCCGAUUGUUAUACCAGUACCACGGCAACCACGACGAAUACUGGUAAUCCGACGACCCUGAUGAUGGCAAAUAUACAACAACAACAACAACUAAUACAACAACAACAGCAGCAGCAACAUCAACAGCAAACUGCUGCAGAUGCCCCUACGGAUUUCUGGUGGUGGUCGACGACGGCCCAGCAACACGCCGACGACGGUGGUGCGGUAUCCGGGCACCAACACCAGCAAAUAUCGUCUUCGUCGUCCCAACAGCAACAGCACAACCAAACGAUGGACGGAGACGAGUUUGACGGUUUCGACUUGUCACUGCUAAUAAACGGUGCAAGCGACGGAUACUUCAGCGACGCCUCGUCGGCCGACUGUCGUGUGCCCGGGAAUGCUAUUUCCGCGACGGUUACCGUGCACACCAACACGUCCAUGGACGUCGGUGGUGGCGAUGGCAACUGUUACUACUCGACACCCGCGACGUCGACGUCACUGCAACAGCAAUUGGAGCUACAGCAACUUCUGUCCAUAUACGAUGACAUAUGUUCCUUAGAAGAUGCGAAAUCCAUUUUCCAUCAGCAGCCUCCGGUGGCUCCUGCCGUGGUGUCUACCACGACCGCCGGUGUCCGUCAAUCCAAAACCCCCGUGCCAGUCACCCCAGCCGGCCAGCUCGUCAACGCGUCGACAACGAUGACGGACACCACCGCCGCCGCCAAGGACCGCGCCGGCAAGACCACUCUGUUGAGAUCGCUAUUGACAGCCACAGCGCCGCAGCCCUCAAUACCGCUGUCGCCCACACGCCCGGCUGACUCGCCACCAGCGGCCGUAGUCGAAUCCACCACGGAAGUGGCAACGACUACGACGACAAUCAAACACGAGGUCGUCUCUCCAAACAGCCACAACAAAAGCAACAACAACAACAAACACCGACUGCUGAUCGAAAUGUUACGUGGUAGCAACACGGACGACGAUGUCGUCCCGACGGCUCCGACGGUGCGGCCCGCGCGCCGUAGACCACGCACCGUGACUAUCGGUUCCGAUGAUGAAGGCGGCCCGCCCCAAGGCAUCAGACGCCGACUGGACGCGCCGCCGUCUCUACAACUGGACGGCGGACAGGCGUCCAAGCAGGACGUCGCGGACGACGACGAACUUCUGUUAUACGGCGGCCCUUAUUAUUCCGCCGCGACGUCGCCGUCGUGGCUGGACCGCAUGGUGGCGGCGGCUGCCGCUGCGACAACGGGCGCCAGCAAUGCCGAUUUUUAUUCAUACGCCACAGACACCGCAGCAGACCAACCGGCGCUGCAUCAAGAUCUCUACCGUCGACGACAACAACAACAACAACCACCGCAGGAGCAGCAGCAGCAGCAGAACGGCGACCGUGCAGUGGACAUCGUUAACAUCGUGGACGACUGCUGCAGCGUCAGCGAUUAUUGCAACAGCUACGGCAUCGGUGGCAGUGGCGGCUUCGACCAAGGCUACUACUCCGUUGCUUCGGCCGAAGUUGCGUACAGUCCACAGACUUCGGCUCCAGUGCCAUCCGUCACGCCACCACCAUCGUCGUGUGGCGACCCAUCGACGACGAGCACGAGCGACGACGGUGAUAAUAUGGUCCAACAAAUGGCGACUUGGAAAACGACUGAAGCAACGGCAUCCGACGACUAUUACGAUAGGUUGCUGAUGACGGUUAUGAUGGAGGCGGCGGCUGCGGCAUCCACUGUUCCAUCGCCGGCCAGCAUCUCCGGUACAGCUGACAAUGUCGGCAGCAGCUACAUCAGCAGCAGCAGCAACAGUAGCAAUAGCAGCACUUGUAGCACUACGUUUAAAAGCGUGACCGGUGAUAGUGGCGACGUGAACGCCGACGGCGACGGCAGCAACAACAUGUGCUUCAAAAUCGAAGUGGACGACGACGAGUAUAACUGCGGCGACGCAGCCACUACGACGGCCGCCAACGACGAUGAUGACGAUGACGACAACGAAUCGGACGUACCCGAAACGAAGUAUCAACCCAGGCAGAUCCUCGUCAAGACAGCAGUGACGUGCUGUUCGACAACGGCAGCCGUGUUGGAGGCGGAAAACAAGACGUUGUCCGCCGCUACGACGGCUGUCGCUCCCUCCGGGUCCACGUCGUCGUCGCAACACAUCCACUUGUGGCAGUUCCUCAAGGAAUUGUUGACAGCGUCUUCAGCAGCCGCAGAGCUACAGACGGCCACCGCGGACGGCGACGCUGCUCACUGUGGGGCGUCACCAUCGUCCCCGUCGGCGCCGUCGACGACGCUCUCAAACGCCGCGGGAAACAAGCCACAGCAGCCGCAGCAGAUGAUUCGGUGGCUGGACCGGAAGCAGGGCAUAUUCAAAAUCGAAGACAGCCAGGCCGUGGCCCGUCUUUGGGGACGCCGCAAGAACCGGCCUGCCAUGAACUACGACAAACUGUCCCGGAGCCUGAGACAAUACUACAAAAAGGGCAUCAUGCGCAAGACGGAUCGUUCCCAACGGCUCGUGUACCAGUUUUGUCAUCCGUACAACGCUUGA